Messenger RNA from Clupea harengus (Atlantic herring), 2855 nucleotides. It is a transcript of the gene metap1, whose product is annotated as methionyl aminopeptidase 1. Lineage: Eukaryota; Metazoa; Chordata; Actinopteri; Clupeiformes; Clupeidae. Gene Ontology annotation, molecular function: metalloaminopeptidase activity. The record is from RefSeq and is a predicted model, not a curated record. Gene Ontology annotation, biological process: proteolysis. Gene Ontology annotation, cellular component: cytosol. The transcript has 13 exons. The coding region runs from base 183 to 1361 and encodes 392 amino acids.
UCCUGUAACAUUUCCAUUCCCUUGUGCAUGACUCUGAAGCACCCGCGUCCACCAACCCAAUAGAUGACAGUAGUGCGCAAUCAUUCCGCCAAUUACCUCUCCCUAGACACACGAAGAAAUCAGAGCUGCUGUGCUCACAGUGACCAAUCUCCGUGGCCCAUCCUCUGCAGCUCUGCGACAGCAUGGCGGCGGUGGAGACUCGGGAAUGUGAGACAGAAGGCUGCAAUAGCGAGGCUAAACUUCAGUGCCCAACAUGCAUUAAACUUGGAAUCCAAGGAUCAUACUUCUGUUCGCAGGAAUGCUUCAAAGGUAGUUGGUCCACUCAUAAGCUGCUCCACAAAAAAACAAAUGUUGUGAAGAAUUGUGUGGAGGACGACACCAAUACCGACCCAUGGCCAGGCUACCGGUACACGGGCAAGCUCCGCCCCUUCUACCCACUGACUCCCAAACGACCUGUUCCUGGGAAUAUUCUAAGGCCUGACUAUGCUGAUCAUCCCAUGGCUGACACGGAGCCAGCGGAGGUUGGGCUUUUGGCAGGCAUGUCUGAGUCAGAGCAGUCUAUGAAAGGAACAUCCCAGAUUAAGACCCUGCCGGACGACGAGAUUGAGAGCAUGCGAACCGUGUGCAAGUUAGCAAGGGAAGUGUUGGACAUCGCUGCCAUUAUGGUCAAACCAGGGGUCACAACAGAGGAGAUCGACGAAGCUGUCCACUUGGCCUGCACUGAACGCAACUGUUACCCAUCUCCCCUGAACUACUACAACUUCCCCAAGUCCUGCUGCACCUCCGUCAAUGAGGUCAUCUGCCAUGGCAUCCCAGAUCGCAGGGAACUGCAGGAGGGCGACAUACUUAACGUGGAUAUCACGGUCUUUUACAACGGUUACCAUGGAGACCUGAAUGAAACCUUUUUCGUGGGUGAGGUAGAAGAGGGAGUCAAGCGGCUGGUGCAGACCACCUAUGAGUGCCUCAUGCAGGCCAUUGACGCAGUGAAACCAGGUGUUCGCUACAGGGAGCUGGGAAACAUCAUCCAGAAGCACGCACAGGCAAGCGGCUUCUCUGUGGUCAGGAGCUACUGUGGCCAUGGCAUUCACAAGCUAUUUCACACGGCACCCAACGUACCACACUACGCCAAAAAUAAGGCAGUGGGUGUGAUGAAGCCAGGCCACGUCUUCACCAUUGAACCCAUGAUCUGUGAAGGGGGCUGGCAGGAUGAGACCUGGCCAGACGGCUGGACCGCAGUGACUCGAGACGGGAAGCGCUCGGCUCAGUUCGAACACACACUCCUGGUGACCGAGACCGGUUGCGACAUCCUCACGCGUCGCCUCGAAGACAACGGCCGGGCUCACUUCCUGUCUUUCAUGUAAACGGGUCGGAUCUGACCAGGCCCCACCCCUUCGCCCAGCCUCCAGCCGCCAUUGGUCUGGAGGGCUGGCUCUGAUCCGGAGGAAAGGGAUUGGGAUGAAUAUGAGCUGGAGACGGAGAAGCUGAGAUUAUUGCUGAAUGUGUCACCUGGCGGCCCUGUGACUUGAGUGUUAAAUUCUUGCGGCACGUCUGAUUGGAUGCGCUGGUGCCCCCACCCCCAAAACCACAGAACGAGCAGAAUGUGCUCGACCCCUCUGCUGCGCCAUGCCGUGCACCUCCACCCAGUCUGCUCCGGGCAGUAAUGAACCUGUAGCCUCCAGUCAUUAUCAACCACUGCAUAGAAAUCCAUGAAACAUUGGCUGUAUCAAAUAUACAUAGAGAUGACACAGUGCUGGGCUUCUGUCAUGCACUGCUAUGUCAGCGCUCCCCUCACACGCCCCAGGUACAUUAAUGCCCACAGCAGACUGGGUCAGAUUAAAUGUGUGUCUGUGUCUACAUGCACAGUUGUUUUUGUGUGUCUGUGUGUCUGUGUCUGUGUGUGUGUGUGUGUGUGUGUGUGUGUAUGUAUGUGAGGGACGGUUUGAGUAUCUGCGAGCAAUCAGUGCCUGACUGUGUGCAUGUGUGUGUGAAUGAGUGACACAUUAUGUCGGGAUAUUACUGUGAGCAUUUACUGGCCUGUACUGUAUAUGGUGUGUGUUUUUUAGUGUGUGUUUGUGUGUGCAAGGAGUGGUUAGAAGUUAAAACUUUUUUAACACUUUAUGUGGUUUCUCUAUUCUCUGUCAGUUCUCUGUUUCUUAAAUGGUCUGAUUUAAUUCCAAAGAUCACUGGUCCUGUUUUAUUCUAGAGUGCCUGCAUUCACUGCAUUCAACAUGGACAAUCCUCACCACCCCCGCCAUUCACAGUCACAGAAAACUACACUCGCCACCCAUCACCACUUCUUUUUUAUGCACUUGCGCAAGCAAAGCAGAGCGGUUCCUGAGAGUACAGCCUUGUUCCUUACAUGUACUUGUUUUCCUGGCAAGCAAAACUCCAAUUGCUUUGGACUUGAAGUGUGUUUUUAGGGGUCGGAGGUGUGUGCGCGUGCUUGUGUGUGGACAGAGGGGGAAGAAGAGGGAACUGAAAAGGAGUGUGUUGAUGUUCAGAAUACAUAUCUUGAAAAAUGUGACCCUGUAAUAUGUUUUGUUCUACAUAUUAAUUUCCUGUGUGACUUGUUACACAAUAAGGUGAUUUAUGUGAACACACUCAGACGUAUGAACCGUACAUUUGUGUUGGUUUCAGAGAGGGGCUGUAGGUAGCACUAAGGCCUGUGCCAUGCUGUUGUUGGCUUUCAGCCCUGAAAGUGACACAGUAUCACUUGGGUUGGUAUGUUACUGUGGUAACAAGCAAGCAUGGCACAAUUGAAAAAGUACUCGGUGCUAUGAUUUGGAAAGGUAAAAUAAUUAAAUUCAUUUCAGUAUUCUUUGUCAAGCUGAAUUAAACUGUUCAUCCUUGUGAAA